AUGGAGUUCAUUAGCCGGCUGCAGGGCAAAGCAUGUGUUUGUUUGGGGUUGAUCCUCAUCGUGUUGGGGGCAUGGUCUUCUGAAGCCACUUCUCGUAGUCUUCAAGAUGCAUCCAUGUAUGGAAGACACGAGCAAUGGAUGGCUCGUUAUGGACGCACAUAUAACGACAUUAGGGAGAAGGAGAAACGUUUCAACAUAUUCAAGGAAAAUGUGGCAUAUAUAGAAUCUUCCAAUGAUGAUGCAAACAAACUAUACAAACUAGGUGUCAAUCAAUUUGCAGACCUUACAAAUGAUGAGUUCAAAGCGUCACGAAAUCGAUUCAAGGGGCAUGAGUGUUCCACAAAGACGACUUCUUUCAAAUAUGAAAAUGUAACAGCAUCAGUGCCGACUACUAUGGACUGGAGAAAGAAAGGAGCCGUGACACCCAUCAAGGAUCAAGGCCAAUGUGGAUGUUGUUGGGCCUUUUCAGCGGUGGCAGCAACAGAAGGAAUUACUCAGCUUACAACAGGUAAACUCAUCUCUUUGUCUGAGCAAGAGCUUGUUGAUUGUGACACCAAUGGCGAAGACCAAGGCUGUGAGGGUGGUUUAAUGGAUGAUGCCUUUCAGUUCAUCCAACAUCAUGGGCUUAGUACGGAAGCUAACUACCCCUACAGCGGUGUUGACGGUACAUGCAACACCAAGAAAGAAGCCAGCAUUGCAGCCAAGAUAACUGGCUAUGAAGACGUGCCUACAAACAGUGAACAAGCCCUUCUCAAGGCUGUUGCUAAUCAACCCGUCUCUGUUGCCAUUGAUGCAAGUGGUUCUGACUUCCAAUUCUAUUCAAGUGGUGUCUUUACCGGAACAUGUGGAACGAGCCUGGACCAUGGUGUUACUGCUGUUGGUUACGGAGUCGGUGAUGAUGGGACUAAGUUUUGGUUGGUGAAGAAUUCAUGGGGCACAGAAUGGGGCGAAGAAGGCUACAUAAGAAUGCAAAGAGAUGUUGAUGCAGCAGAAGGACUUUGUGGCAUUGCUAUGUCUGCCUCUUACCCUACUGCAUGA
Molecule: messenger RNA, 1038 nt
Organism: Prunus armeniaca (apricot)
Lineage: Eukaryota; Viridiplantae; Streptophyta; Magnoliopsida; Rosales; Rosaceae
Source: the annotation of a GenBank genome assembly